Messenger RNA from Carassius auratus (goldfish), 4151 nucleotides. Its product is annotated as homeobox protein Hox-A9a. The transcript is spliced from 2 exons. Gene Ontology annotation, molecular function: RNA polymerase II cis-regulatory region sequence-specific DNA binding; DNA-binding transcription factor activity, RNA polymerase II-specific. The record is from RefSeq and is a predicted model, not a curated record. Lineage: Eukaryota; Metazoa; Chordata; Actinopteri; Cypriniformes; Cyprinidae. Gene Ontology annotation, cellular component: nucleus. Bases 2589 to 3341 code for a protein of 250 amino acids. Gene Ontology annotation, biological process: embryonic skeletal system morphogenesis; regulation of transcription by RNA polymerase II; proximal/distal pattern formation.
UAAAUGAAAGGUAUUCCGUCGAUUUGUUUAGAAACCAUUGGUUGUUUUGUCUGAAGAGUUGAACCAGACUGUGGAGUGGUUUAGGUAGUUUCAUGUUGUUGGGAUUGCAUAUUUAAACUCUGCAACACGAAACUGUCUUAAUUGCCCCAGUUUCAUUCCUCCGUAACAUAAGAUCUACUCUUUUUCACCUAGACAUCGAAACAAUACCAAAUCAUUUAAAUUGACAGUAUAAAAUGUAAAGCAUUAUUGUUAUUAAAAAAAUGCCUUUUGAACACAAUCGCCGUGAGUUGUUUGAUGUUUGAAUUUUUGGACUGAACGUGGACACUAAUUUGUCGAACUCAAUGUAGACAGUACUUGACAAGGCCUCGGUUACGUCCAAUACACGGCAAUCGAGCCUCGUCUGCUGUAAGCAACAGCGACCUCGGUGGCGUGCCACUGAGCUCGAGAGAUUGCGUUCCCGGCUUCCGCCUAGCGCCGUGAGAAGUGGCUGAACACAAAAGACAAGAUUGGCUUUAUGGUGGCACACCAGUACAGCUAAAGGGAAUUUAUUUGUGGCUAAAAAGCAUGAAUAGCGCCUAUGGUAAAACUCGGUUGUGUUAACAAACACCCCUGAGCAGUUUACGGCCUCAAAGGGACAUGCUGUUUCCGGCGCUUUCUUCUUUUUUGAGAAGUAGCGUCGUUUCCUGCUGUAAAAUAGUAAAAUCUUUCUGGAUGCCCUUCUGGUAAUCACUGAUGGACUAUAAAAUAGUGUGAACAAUUAUAAAAAAAAAUGUAGAUUUGAUGUACGAGGCUCACAAUUACUGAGCCGAUGUGCAUUAGCCGAUGUGCAUUUUUUUUGUUUUUAUUUUUUGUAGGCUACUUGUGUCUGUUUAAAAUAAACUUGAUUAAAACAUUUUAAAUGGUAGUUACUCGUUUUUACUUGAGAUUCCUUUAUUGUAUUAGGCUACGUGUUUAUAAUAAUUUUGUUUGCUUGUCCCUGUAAAUAGUUAACUUUUUUAAACUGCUUUUUGUUUUGCAACCGUAAUUUAAAAAUAAACGAGAAUCCACUUAUGGCCAAUGAUUGCCGAAUGAAACUUAAUUUAUGAUAACAACCAACAACAUAAAGUAUAAUUAUUUUCUUCUAUAUUCUGCUAUUAGUAUACUAUUAAUAAAAGCUCUUUAAUCAUUUAAGUCACUUUGAAUGUCAUAACCAUUUUGACGUUUUCGAUUGAGCAGAUUAAUAUAAUUUGAUAAAUAUAAUCUAGUACUUGCCAAAUUGCAUGUUUCCAUAUUAAUCGUAUUCCUUAUGGUUUUAGUGCUUUAUUUGUGACAUGUUUGGCUGCGACAUGUAUUUUUCAGGAGCAGUUUUUCUGAUAUGAUUUUCAAAUAUAAAAGAUUCCCAAUCCAUUCAAAUCAAUUGUCAAAAUCCAAUAAAUUCAAAUAAUUUGUAACUAUAUAAAUGUUUUUUUUCUUUUUUCAAUCAGCAAUUACAAUAUAUUAAGAUAGUGGGCAUUCGGAAAUAAUAUUAUGAAGAGUACUGAUUUUAAAAAUCUGGUCAAAAUAUUGCUAAGUCGCUAAUGAUAAACAUUCACUAUUAAUGGAGAACGCAGUCAUUCCCCCUUCAUUAAUGAAGCUAUAUUUAAAUGCAUAAAGGACAAAAUGUAUUUAGAAACUUAUAUACGCUAUAUAUACCAGCAAUAGCCACUUACUAACCAAGUGAAAACUUAGCUUCCUCUCUGAAUCCAGUUCGUCAUGUACACUGCACUGUAACCAUUUUAUUUUAAUAGGUAAAUUAUCUCAAUUAAAACAGCACAACUAACAAGUAACAUCUAUUAUGUGCAGUAUACUUAAAACAGGCUCCAGUGUAUAUAAUCCGUCUCAAUUUAUUUGUUAUUUAUUGUGUCGGUUUGAUUACAUAUACACUCUUAAAAAUAAAGGUGCUUCAAAAAGUUCUUCAGAGCAAUGUCAUAUGACAUUUUUAUAACCCGAAGAACCUUCUUUCGCCACAAAGAAACAGAUAAGGUUCUUAAAAUGUUAAAGGUUCCUUAUAGAACCAUCUAGACAAAAAGGUUCUUCUAUGGCAUCUUUUUUUAAUACACCUUUUUUAAGAGUGUAUUUUCCGGCAAAGUUUCAUGUCCAUGCUGUUUGUCUGCAUAAAGGCUGUGUAGAUUUUCUAGUUUCAGAACAUGAAAUUUUGUUAACAACAUCCUUGGGAUUGUGCUUUUAAUCUCUGAUCUAAACAAAUUCAGAGAAUAUAUUUUUUUCUUUAAGUGUUUACAUUUUGUAUAUAUAUGCCUAAUUCUUAUAGUAGCUCAUUCGGAGCUUUUGGAGCGGAUGUUUUGGAGAAGAUUAGAACCAAAACGAUGUUUUUUCAUUUUCCCUUUCACAGAAAUUCCAUUGAUUUUUUUUUCUUUCUUUUUUAUUGUUCUGUUCCACUGGUCACGUGUGCACCCCACCCAAUCAAAUGGCAGUUUGCUCUCAACUUAUUAGCUGACUAGGGCUUUGUGUGGGGGAAGUUGUCCUCUCCAUUUUCACAAAUUGUAAUUUUGUGAGCGUGUUACUGUAUGUGUGUGUUAGUGUUUUUAUGUGUGUGAGAGUGCGUCCCUGCCAUGUCGACAUCCGGAGCUCUGACAGGAUAUUAUGUUGACUCUCUUGUUAUGCCGGACAUCGAAGAGUCUCGCUUCUCAGGAUCAGGGCUCAUUCAGCACAGGCCCUCCGUUCUACCCACAGACCAUACAGAGCUCGGUCCUUGCACAUUCCCGGCAAAGCAACCCGUUUAUGGUGGCUCGGGUUGGGGCCACAUCCCCACGCAUUUCUCCAGUGGUGUACCGUCAGUGUAUCAGCCGCAUACGCAACCUCCAGUAGCUGGGGAUUACGUGCAGUCUUGGCUCUUGGACUCUGCAUGUGGGCUGCCUCUCACUGAGCUACCGACGGUCCAUCAUCACUAUCAUACCAAACCUGAUACAAACAGAACGAAUGAUAAAGGCACAGAGGCCAGUUCACACGCCGUGCUCCCUUCUGGAGACUUCAGUAACGGAGGAUGUUCUACCGACACCGAGACAGCAUCUGGCCGGACUGCUGAUAAGGGAGGAGAUGUACAGGGGAAACCAGGCGCCGAUCCAGACAACCCUGUGUCCAACUGGCUUCACGCGAGCUCCACGCGUAAAAAACGAUGUCCUUAUUCUAAGCACCAGAUCCUCGAGCUGGAGAAAGAGUUUUUAUUUAACACUUACCUCACGCGCGACCGGCGGUACGAGGUCGCCCGUCUACUGAACCUCACGGAGAGACAGGUCAAAAUUUGGUUCCAAAACCGCAGGAUGAAGAUGAAAAGAUUCAACAAAGAUGGAACGAAGGACGACUAAAUAUUUAGCACUUCGUGUACGUUAGGAUGUGAGAUUAUCCAUCCUUUUAUUGAAAUUAUAAUUUCGUGGGAUUUUACAUUAGGCCUAGGUCUUGUGUUAGCCUAUUCAAGUAUUUUCUUAAAGCAUGCUGAGAUCCAAUAGUUUUAUCUAUUAGACUAUUUGGAUAAGGCUAUUUGUUUGUCAUAAGUGGUUCCAUCUUAAUGAACACGGCACAAAUCUGUUUUUCAGACGUAUGUUUAAAUACUCGCUAACACAGCAUUCUUCACAAUUCCGUAUUUCAUUUGGAACAAAUUUAUUAGUAGCCUAACAUGUCGAAAAAAAGUUUAUUCCCUUUCAAUUGUAGUUUGUAUAUCAGUGUUUUAUUUCGGGCCGCAAUUUACAGUUUUCUUAUGUUCUGUAGCGUUUCCUAAACUUUCACUAGAAAAAAUGGGCCCAGGUUUAUGAGAUCAUGUACCCUUAGAAUUUAUUUCCUGUUGUAUGUGCCCUUAGAAAUUGUUUUGUUUAGUAUUUACAAUUAUGACAUUACCACUACCUACUCACUUCACUACCUAUUUUGUUUUGAAACGACCAACCUUUUCAUGCCAUAUCAGCCGUUAUGAUAUUGGGUGAAGUCUGCGAACUUCAGGGAACAAGUAUAUAGAUACUGAGCUGUAGAUAAAAGCACUGUAGGCAACUUUUCAAAUACCUCAUGGUCUGUUGACCGUCAUAUCGUUAGUUUACUUUUAUUUUAUUUUUUGUUUACUUAAUUUCUCAGAUGUAAUUUGUGAUUUUAUUUAUUGAAUAAUAAAAGCAUUUCAUAUUUCCAAACAA